This is a messenger RNA of Strongylocentrotus purpuratus (purple sea urchin), 2124 nucleotides long. RefSeq names its product EEF1A lysine methyltransferase 4-like (gene eef1akmt4). Lineage: Eukaryota; Metazoa; Echinodermata; Echinoidea; Camarodonta; Strongylocentrotidae. The record is from RefSeq and is a predicted model, not a curated record. Bases 100 to 870 code for a protein of 256 amino acids. The transcript has 4 exons.
AGCCCUCCCUCAGUUUCUUUGAAGACAGCUCCCAUCAGGUUGCCUUGACAAGUUGUUGCACUAGCUUUCCAUAAGCCAGAUGUUACAAAGCUAUGCACGAUGGCUGCUUCUGAAAGGACGACAAAUGGCGAGCUAGAUCUGCCGGAUUUUACAACGGAAAGCUAUUGGGAUGAAAGAUUUAAAGAGGAGGAAACAUACGACUGGUUACUAAAGUAUCAUCAAUUCAGUCAUUUUGUGGAGAAACAUGUGAAUAGAAAUGAGAGGAUACUUAUGUUAGGCUGUGGAAAUAGCAAGCUAAGCCUUGAGAUGUAUGAGGAUGGAUAUCACAACAUUGUUAAUGUGGAUUUCUCAUCGGUGUGCAUUGAGAAGAUGAAAGAGAAACAUCAACAUUGUCCUAUCAUGCAGUGGAUGGUGAUGGAUAUCAAGGAUCUAAAAUUUCCAGAUUGCAGUUUUGAUGUUGUCUUGGAAAAAGGGACAUUGGAUGCACUUGUUGCUAAUGAGAGGGAUCCUUGGAAUAUGACAGAUGAGGGGUAUGAUGUCAUGGAGCAAUCCUUAACACAGGUCAGCAGAGUCUUGAAGCCAGGUGGAUACUUCCUAUCAAUAACCUUCUCACAACCACACUUUAGACGCCCUCUCCUCGCAAGAACUUUGUUGAAAUGGAAUGUUGAGUUGAUGACACUUGGAGAUCAUUUUCACUUUUUCUCCUUUGCCAUGGAGAAAGGUAAAGAAAUGAGCGCCAAAGACAAGGAACUUGAAAAGGAGUCAAUGCUGAAAAGGCAGUCUAAUGCUCAAGGAAAUGUUAAGAGACAAUAUGUGUACGUGAAAGAUGAAGAGAGUGAGCAAACCUUCCUGAAUGCUUUUCAUUUAUGACAGCUGAGAAUCUUAAGCUUGCAUUUUUUGAGAUUUUAUAGAGGAUAGCUUGCGAUAUCUCUAAUGGAUUAUGUAAUGUGAUCUUCUGGAACCAGUUCGGCAGUAAUUCAACAAUAGCGCUUCUCUUGAAAAAUCAAAUUCAGAGAAAAAACCAAAAAAAUCUUCUUGUUUUCUAUAUUUUUUGUUUGUUCAUGGAAGAUAAUGGUUCUUUAAUGAUUAGUGUAUUAUGUAUCGGCAAUUUUUUUAAGCAGGAAAAGAAUUGUGAAUAAACAGUAAGAUUCAUUGAUAAAAGGUUCAUCUUUCUAACAAACCAAUACGCUAUCCUGCCAAAGGGGUGCUACUUUGCCAAAAGGGCGUAUCUUUACUUUGAGUCCUUGAUCAAGACCAACCUUUUGCUGUCUAGUUUACUUACUGCUGUGAUUUUGGAACUAUAAUGUGAAGGGCAGGUAUAGAAACAGUGUUUUUUUAAUGUCUUCUUAUGGUGAUGUAGAUUAUGAACAAGUUUGAGCCUCAUAUUUUAAGUGGUUCUUGAGGUAUCGCGUUCAUGAGGCAAAUACCUGAAAUUACAUAGGCUGACCUCCGUGACCUUUGACCUAGUUACUAAAAAAUCUAAUAGUACAUACAUUUGAUACUUAAUAUGUAGUUUAGCUGGUUACCAAGUAGAGGCUUUCCAGGACAAGAUGAUAGUAAAACGAGAAUAUAUAACGUUUUUACCUUUUUAAUGUCCUACUGCUGAAGAAGAGAAAAGAAAAGGAAAAAGAAAAGAAAAAAAUAAUAUAUAUAUAUAUAUUUAAUCAUGGGUUGAAGAGCUCUACUUUACGUCCUUGUCAUCCAUCCUUGGUAGCUCUUAUGAGUUAGCAAAAUCUUAAGCAAACAUUCAGCCAAUCAACAUCUUGUACGAGGUCAGCGUUUUGUAAUAAUAUAAUAACUAGUGGAAUCCGUGGAAAUCCACGGGCACUGAAAGUUUAUUGAGAUUAGGAUUAGUUUGACUGCAACGAUUAGAUUGGAAAGGCAAGAAUAACACAUAUCUGGACCAAAAAAAGCAAUAAAUCCAUUUCGGAGAAUUCUGGAUAUUUGUGACUAAAAAGGUUUCUGCUGAAUUAUAAUAGAAAUAAUAAGGGAAUAAAUCCAUCAUAUGUAAGAAGUGCUGUAUCAUUGAAGAAGAUUUUUUAAUAAAUUAUAUACUUUUGUGGCCCUGGUUCAAAAGUAUUGAAAAUGGUAAUUCAUUAUUUUGCAACAAAAUUGCCGAGCAAC